AUGCCUCGCUCGACGCGCGCGCGCGUGAUCUCUCGCGCGGUCGUCGCCGUGGCGUUCGCCGUCGCCGUUCUCGCGCGCCCGUCGCGCGCCACCGCGUCGGGAUCGUCCAGAUCGCCCGCGCGCGUGACGUGUGGCAGCGCGCUCAAGCUCGUGCACGGGGCGACGAAACACGCGCUGUCCUCGCAAUCGGUCGCGUACGCCACGGGAUCUGGACAGCAGUCGGUGACGGCGGUGCGAUCGAGCGAUGAGGGGGCGUAUUGGAUGAUCGAGCCGGCGCUCGGCGGCGCGACGUGCGCGCGCGGAGAGGCGAUCGGGCCGGGGAUGACGAUUCGGUUGAGACACGUCGCCACGCGCGCGUGGUUGCACUCGCACUUGCAUCGAUCGCCGCUGAGUGGGAAUAACGAAGUGUCGUGCUUCGGUGGGGACGGGUCGAGCGACACGGGCGAUCACUGGGUGGUGGAGCUCCCGAACGGCGGCGACGCGUGGGAACGCGGGAAAAAGGUGCGGCUGAAGCAUAAAGAUACCGGAGCGUAUUUGAGCUCGCAUAAUAUGAAGUAUGGACGACCGAUCGCGGGACAUCAGGAGGUGAUGGGGGCGGCGAGCCCGGGAUCUAACGCGCUUUGGACGAGCGCGGAGGGCGUGUACUUUCCCACCUCGGAAGAGCAACGGGCGAAAGACGAGCUAUAG
Molecule: messenger RNA, 687 nt
Organism: Ostreococcus tauri
Lineage: Eukaryota; Viridiplantae; Chlorophyta; Mamiellophyceae; Mamiellales; Bathycoccaceae
Product: MIR motif
Exons: 1
Coding region: 1-687 (228 amino acids)
Source: RefSeq, a predicted model, not a curated record